AUGAAUGCAAAUACUAAUGAGAAGAUGGAUGAAGAAAAUGAGAUCAACAAGGGGGAAAUAAUAAGAGACACCAUAAAGAAGAAGUACUAUAUGUUCCCUCAGUUUUCCGAUAAAAAUAAAGAAGUAGAAUACAACACACUAAGGACACAUAACAUUAAAGAAUAUAUAUGCAUUCAUUUAAUAUUAUCUCUUUUAGUCAUUCUGAUUGAAUGUCUCGCCUUUUCCUCUAACUUAAGCAAAAAAGAUGUGACUGCUAUGGAAAUAUUUGUAGUUGCUUUUUCCCUUUUGAAUUGUUUAAUGCAUAUUGUCGUGUUAAUGAAAAUAUACUUUUCUUCGUCAAAAAAUGCGUAUGCUAAAAGUCUGUUUGUAGCUUAUAUAAUUAUAAACCAAGUGUUUCAGUUUCUAUCUCUCUACUUUUUUACAAAAGAAAAUGAACAAACUAGUAGUGGUGUCAAUUCAAUUGCGUUCUAUAAUAACAAAUUUAGUUUAUAUCUUCACUUUUUUGUGGACUCGGUCUUCAUACUAUGUCUCCCCACCCUCAAAUUUUUUUUAUCGAUGAUAUUUAUGCUGACAUACUUAAGUACAAACGUUUUGCUAAUAGUACUAAUUAAUUUUAGAAAUGCAAAAAAUACAGUAGACUUCUACUAUAUGGGCAUUCUAAGUGUGUUGUUGUUGAUGUUCUUAAUAUUAAGAUACCUAAUGGAAAAGAGGAACCGAAUAUUAUUAUUUGUAAUUAAGGAUAUUUUAUCAAAUAGUUAUAAAAAAUGGUAUGACUUUAAACCGCUAUAUGAUGAGGAUGCCGAAUCUAUAACUGUAGAUAUAGCUAAAGAUAAAUAUGAUAAAAAAGAAGACAACUACAAAUUUUUAUUUUCUGAUAAGAGUAUAUUUUUCAAUGAUUUUACUAUUAAUGCUUGUUAUAAAGAUUAUUAUUCGGUAUCUUAUUUUCUAAAAAAAUUGUUAAUUAGUUGUGGUAGUAAUAAAAAUAAAAACAAGGAUGUAAAAGAUAUGAAAGAAGAGGAAGACAGGAAAGACGGGAAAGACAGUAAAGAGGGAAAAGAAAAUACAGGUAAGGAGAAGUCAUUUGAAGAUGUUAAAAAACACCUGAACGAGUCAGAUAUUUUAACAAUAGCUUACGAAGCAGACGUUUUAAAUAAUAUCAAAAAUAUCGAUUCAGAUGAAAUAGGAAGAAAUUGGGAUUAUUCUUUUAUUGAUUCAGAAUAUGGAAAAUCUACUUUAGUUGUUUUAGAGGUGGGACACCAUUUAAUCAGUCCUUAUAUAGAGAAUAAUGAGAAGAAAAGAAAGAAAUUACAAUUAUUUUUGUUAUUAAUUAACAGUAUGUAUUUUCCUAACCCUUAUCAUAAUGCAAAUCAUGGAGCUACUGUUUGUCAUUUAUCAAAAUGUUUAGCACACAUUACUGAUUUUGAUAAGUAUUUGAAUAAUACUUAUAUGAUUUGUUACUUAAUAGCUUCAAUAGCACAUGAUGUAGGUCAUCCCGGUAAAACCAAUGCAUUUUUAUCAGAAACGAAUCAUAUAUUAUCUAUCAGAUAUAACGAUAUGAGUAUCUUAGAAAACUACCAUUGUAGCAUAACCUUUUCUGUUUUACAACUAAUAGGAUAUGAUUUUUUAAUUAAUAAUGAAGAUACAAAAUUAGUGGAUAAGAAUAACUAUGGAAAUAUGAGGAAAUUUAUUAUUGAAUUAAUUAUAUCGACUGAUAUGAAAUUACAUUUUGAAUAUGUAGAUAUAUUUAAAAAAAGAAAGAGAAGUGAAAAUUUUGACAUCAGCGAUAGGGAUGCUAUCAAUCUGGGUACAAUAAACAUCAAGUUAGCUGACAUUGGUCAUACAUGUUUGAAAUGGAGGGAUCAUGCUAAGUGGACUAUGCUUGUGAGUGAGGAAUUCUUUUCUCAAAAAAAGUUUGAGGACCUUUAUAAGAAGAAUAAGAAUAUGGGCGCGUACGACUUUAACCAUUUCUGGAAUGAGGAAUAUAUCGACGAAGCCAUGAUUUUCAACUAUGAAAACAUUUAUAUAAAUUAUGUGAACAACCUUAACAAUGUUAAUAAAUACGAUUUUAGUUAUAUCAAAUUAAACUUUAUUCAUCACCAUGAUUUUGUUAAAAGUAUACCAAGCUCACAGGUGUAUUUUUUUGAAAUUAUUGUCAUGCCGUUAAUUCAAGAAUUGCAGUCAAUGGAAAGAGCUAAAAAAGAGAUAACUCAAAUAGUAUUGCACAAUUUAAACAUAAAUUUGAAAACUUGGAGAUUAAUAGAAAAAAAUAUUAAUUUAUUUUAUAAUACAGAUAAAAUGAGAGUUACUGAUUAUUAUAAAAAUUUAGAAAAACAAAAAUUGCUGAGAGGUAUAAGUUUGUUAGAUAUUGCUGAAGAAGAUGUUAUAUCAUUGACAGAAAGUUUCGUCACUGAGGAAAAUAUGGAAAAAAUGGGCGAAGAAAAAAAAAAAGAAAUUAAUAAAGAUAAUUCGGAAAAAAAAAAAAAAUGA
Plasmodium malariae is the source of this 2487-nucleotide messenger RNA. Its product is annotated as cyclic nucleotide phosphodiesterase, putative. Bases 1 to 2487 code for a protein of 828 amino acids. Gene Ontology annotation, molecular function: 3',5'-cyclic-nucleotide phosphodiesterase activity. Lineage: Eukaryota; Apicomplexa; Aconoidasida; Haemosporida; Plasmodiidae. The record is from RefSeq and is a predicted model, not a curated record. Gene Ontology annotation, biological process: signal transduction. The transcript has 6 exons.